CUCGCGCUUUCUCUCUUUUCCCGUCAUUUCUCUGUACUCCAGAUCAAUAUAAAUCUAACAAUAACGCAAUGGACGCUGACACACGAUCGAUUCUUACAGAGCUACAAAAAGCUCAAAAUAGCAGGCCUUCACGCGGUGCGCCAAACAACCGACUUCUAGACGGCAUGUCGACAUCCCUCACUCGCAAACUCGAUACCAUGUCAAGACAAGAGCUAAUUGAUCUUAAAGAACGAAACGAGAAACUCUUUGCCAACUCGAACCUCAUGAGCACAUUACCAGACAAAGGCGCAAAACUGCGGACUAGUAUCGAACAGAUCAACGCUUUAUUACAAAAGCAGGAUAUCGCGAAAGGAAUGUCAGAAUUAUCGAUAAAUCCUUCUCCGGACAUGCGUAAACGAUCAGUUGAUCAAGCGAAUGACCUGGCAGACAAGCGGGAUGCUAGCAAUAGUUUGCUAGCUGCGAAAACGAUGGGAUCACAGUCGAAAACACGUAUGAUGCGCAUGGAUGAAUCCAUAAAACUAGAGCAAGCACAACAGCAACAAAUUAAGGUAAUAUGAUGUAUCAUAAGGGUGACGCGUUACAUACAACAACAGCCUUGUUUACGCAAAUGCUUCUGUGGGGAUAGGAUGAAAAAUUAAGGCGCCAACUGCAAGCGAUGA
This is a messenger RNA of Zychaea mexicana, 659 nucleotides long. RefSeq lists its product as uncharacterized. The record is from RefSeq and is a predicted model, not a curated record. The transcript has 3 exons. NCBI's taxonomy places the organism in Eukaryota, Fungi, Mucoromycota, Mucoromycetes, Mucorales, Lichtheimiaceae. Gene Ontology annotation, biological process: transcription elongation by RNA polymerase II. The coding region runs from base 69 to 557 and encodes 162 amino acids. Gene Ontology annotation, molecular function: transcription elongation factor activity. Gene Ontology annotation, cellular component: nucleus.